This is a messenger RNA of Loxodonta africana (African savanna elephant), 2854 nucleotides long. It is a transcript of the gene MRNIP, whose product is annotated as MRN complex interacting protein. Gene Ontology annotation, cellular component: nucleus. Gene Ontology annotation, biological process: mitotic G2 DNA damage checkpoint signaling. Bases 515 to 1465 code for a protein of 316 amino acids. The record is from RefSeq and is a predicted model, not a curated record. Gene Ontology annotation, molecular function: chromatin binding. The transcript has 7 exons. Lineage: Eukaryota; Metazoa; Chordata; Mammalia; Proboscidea; Elephantidae.
GGCACAUGUGACCUCUAUGUCUCCUCCUGGCUGCCUCAGGGUCCCGGGCGGUUGAGAAAGGAGUGAAUAUCCCUCUCUCCUCCACCUUCCAGAGUGGGGCUGUUCCUUUCCCUCUGCCCCCCUUCUCUAUCUUCCUCUCUGGGAAGCGUGGGUAUGGUGAUCUCAGUGUUCCCCUGGGAUGGUCGGUUCUUCGGGCUCCGGCCCAAAGGCUAACUGACCACCUCUGCUCAGGUGUCCUGCCAAUUCCAACCCGAGCCCCAGGGCGUGGCCAGGGAAGGCUGCCCUCCUGAGCGACUGGAAGCAGAAAUCGAGGGAAUGAACGGUGGGACAGCAGAAGGACCCCCUUGCAACUUCAAUCCUCCCAGCCAGCCCGGCUUAGAAAGACAGGAACUGGCCUGCGGUCAAAGACCGAGUCCAGACUGGGUCAAUCCGAACCCAUGACCACACCCGACUAGCAGCUGUGCGGAACGCCGGUGUCAUCCUGCAGCCGGAAGUGCCCCGCCGACCACCGAGGAUGAAAAAGAGUCUCAAGUGGACAUGCAAAGCCUGUGGUGAGAAGCAGUCCUUUUUGCGAGCUUACGGUGAGGGCUCUGGUGCUGACUGUAGACGUCAUGUCCAAAAAUUAAAUCUGCUGCAGGGACAGGUUUCAGAGAUGUUACUCAGGUCUGUGGAAGAACCUGUAAAUGCCAGUGAAGAAGAAAGUGCAGGUCAUCAGCAGGCUGAAAACGUGAGUUUGCAGGAAAGAUCACAGCCCACAGAGAGCCGCUGGCUGAAGUAUCUGGGAAAGGGUUCCAAUGAACUGGAGCUGGAAGGAGAAGAAGUGUUUUUCAACAGACAGUCCUCGUCCAGAUUGGAGAAGCCAGACCGUCCCUUCAGUAACAACCUCCCUAGAAAAAGGAAAUGGAGCCCUGACGCCCAGGACUCAGGGAGCAGGGAAAGCGACUCCGAGGUCACCUUGCAGCCCCAGAAGGGCUAUGCUAGCCUGACAGGGAAGGUGAAACAAGGAAGCAGGGGCUGCCUCCAGGAGAACUUGGAGGACUGGAAGACCAGUGAUCUUACCGUUCCUCAGUGGAAACCACCCAGGCCUGCACAGCAGGCUAAGGCUGCAUCUUCUAAGUGGGAGCGAUUUCUUCUGUCACCUGGAAAGAGCUCCCAUGUGGACACAGAACCACCAAGACUGCUGCAAACAGGCCCCAGGUCAGCCAGUCCAUCACAGCCUGAGCCCUGCACCCAGAGCCCAAGGGAAGGCCACCCUAGCGGGCCCCCCGGUGUUCUCCAGGUUCCUUGGGUCCCACACGCUCCCACCUCUGGGGCCAGGAGGCCCUGCAGGACCGCCGAGCAGCCAUGGGGCCCAGGAGCUUUUCAGGUAGAGGGUGGGCCCUCGGUCAAAGUAGAACAGCAACCCCCACCUGUGCUGCUGUGUGACCUGUUUAAAACUGAUGAGGACUUUGAUGAUGACCUGUGAACUGAGGCCAGUAUGUUAUGACUUGAGGUAUAUUUUGUUACAUGAGCCCUAUUCUAUCAGAUCUCUAGAUGACUGGAAACAGGGUUCCCAUAAGUUGCUUUUAAAUCAUAGCGUCGGAUAUAAUUUAUGGAGACUACUGAAAGCUGACAAUAAAUACUACAGAUUAUUUCUUUUGUUGUAGAAAGGACAGCAUCUUUGAUUAAAGUGCUUACAGCAUUUAAUUACAGAUUGAUUACAAAUAUGUUAACAGAAUGGCUACAAAGGAAUUUUCUUACUUCAGAAGCAACUGCCACAUUUAGAAUGGAGAGAACUAUAGUGGUUAUGAACAGGGAGGCAGUACUCAGUGAAAACCAAUGUCUCAGACUCGCCUUAUCAGCCGUUCUUUAUUCCCAAGCACCAAAGCCACGGUACUGGGCUGUCCUGUCCUAACCCCAUUCUUCUUCCCCAGCACCUGCUCCAGGACACCCUCCUCUGCUCCCUGAUGAAACGGUAACAGUACUGUAUCUAAAAUCAGAAUAUAUCAGGUUUCUAAUGGAUAAUAAACUAAAUGUCAGCAUACCAUUAGUCAUUAAAAAAAAAAAAAAGCAGAAGGUCAUUAGGCAAGAUAUAUUCUGGACUGCUGGUAUCAUCCUGGGGGUGGGUGGACAGGAAUAGGCUGCAGUGUGCCUCCUCAGCAAGGGCAAGGCCCAGAGCCAAGGCACACGAGGGACACUGGUUUUGUUUCUCAAAACAUCAAUCUCAAAACAGCCAAGUUCUCAAACAUACACAUACCUGGAAGUCCUCCUCAUGUCACUUGUUCUACUACCCUAAAUGGCGUCAUGCAUCCCCACCCCCCAGAUUCUGGAAGAAGAAUGUAGAGAAAAGUGGCCCUUACAGAGGCCCUGCUGUUCUACACUAGCUCAACACAACUGGGAGACAAAAAGGGGUACAGACUAGGUGAGCAAACACUGUCACAAUGGUGGUGGGUGCUUUGAAUACUGGAUGGUGUCCAGGGCAGCUCCAAUGUCGUAAUUCUUGGUCUGUAGGAGCCUGGUGAGCCAGCCACCUUCGUCAGAGAAACCCAUGGACAGCAUCUGGGAGAGGGACUCAAUCAGCCGGGGGUCAGCUUCUGCCGGAGACAGUCACAGGAGCCCAUGAGGAGAGUCAGUGCCAAGGCCCCCAUCCCCCAGCCAGCAAGUAACCACCCACCCACGAAGACCCUCCAUGUGCACACUUUACCCACACAGGGACCCCUAAGGCAGGGACUGGCAAAUGUUUUCCAUGAAGGGCCAGAUAUUUUAAGCUUUGCAGGCUAUAUGGUCUCUGUCACAACUACUCAACUCUGCCGUUGUAGCACGAAAAUAGCCUAAACAAUAUGUUAAAAAAAAAAAAAAAGCGGGGGGGACAUGG